AAGUCAAUGAAGAAGUAGGACAAAUGACUGACACAAAACGCGAAGUAAUUUCUACUGUCGAAACUCGAAUUCCCAAUUUCGCUCGCGAAUCCGAUUCUGCUUCGGUUUCUUCGGAUAAUUUCGUUGUUCUUUGAUUGUAAUCUUUUGAUGAUUUUCAUCAAGAAUUCGAGUUUACAUAUGACAUAGAAUGCUCAAGACGAUACAGAUGCUGGCUUCGUCAUCUGGGUUCGCGGCUUCUCGGUGGAGAAAACCUCAUCAAAACUCUUUCAUCUCUAUCUCCAACUACUCGCUAUCGUAUCCUGCUUGUGGAACAAGAAGACCCAUCAACCCUUCUUUGUCCUUGCCUGCCAUUUCGACCCGUAGGACUCGGUUUUACAAGGCGACUCGAGCACAAUCAACCAUGUACGAGUCAAAUAUGGAUAAUUCAUCUCCAGUUGCUGUCCGAAUUUCUGCGGACAUUCGUAAGAUCAAUUUCUGUCAAUGGUGUGGUGGUCCAACAAAGCAUGAAAUUCCUGAUGGUGAGGAGAAGAUGAGAGCUAUUUGCACUCUCUGUGGAAAAAUUACUUAUCAAAACCCAAAAAUGGUUGUGGGAUGCCUAAUUGAACAUGAUAACAAGGUCCUGCUUUGCAAGCGGAAUAUUCAACCAUCUUAUGGUCUUUGGACUCUUCCUGCUGGUUAUUUGGAAAAUGGGGAGUCAGCUGCAGAAGGGGCAAUGAGGGAAACCUGGGAGGAAGCACGUGCAGAAGUGGAGGUUCUGUCGCCCUUUGCUCAAUUGGACAUCCCUCUUAUCGGCCAAGUUUAUCCCUUUCUGGAGCAGACUUACAUCAUUUUCUUAGCAAGGCUGAAGAAGCCCGUCUUCUCACCAGGUCCAGAGUCAUUAGAAUGCCGUCUUUUUGCCCUUGAGGAUAUACCUUUUGAUUCUUUGGCAUUCUCGUCAAUGUUGGUCACCUUAAAUUUGUAUGUUGAGGAUUUGAAGACUGGAAGAUUGAAGUUUCACUAUGGUACUAUCAAUAAAAGGCCCGGGACAAGCCCUUCAGAUAUUCGUGCCUAUACCCUCGACUACCACUUGCAGUCUUGACUUGAAAAUAUAUCCAAAAUGCAGAUCGUGAUCCUUGAUCGCUGGGAUUGAAUUUGUUUCGCGUAUUCUUUUUCUUUCCAUCUGUGGAGGUUGAGGUUCAGGUUGCUGCCUGCGAUACCACUUGGUAGGGUCUAUCAAGUAGUGACUAUUUGGAAACAGCAGUCUCCAAUAUGUUCAGUUGGGGGUAGGGUCUAUCAAGUAGUGACUAUUUGGAAACAGCGGUCUCUAAUAUGUUCAGUUAGGGGCCGUUUCUCGUAUUUUCUUCGCGGUUUAUAUGCCGUCCCCCUGUAUCUCUGUUUGUUAACCAAAUAGAAGAGCAAAAGAAUGUAUGGAAACCAUUUGUUCAUUUUGCCUUGAUGUAUGUAACCAUUUGUCAUUGAAAA
Molecule: messenger RNA, 1461 nt
Organism: Tripterygium wilfordii
Lineage: Eukaryota; Viridiplantae; Streptophyta; Magnoliopsida; Celastrales; Celastraceae
Product: nudix hydrolase 23, chloroplastic-like
Exons: 7
Coding region: 188-1078 (296 amino acids)
Molecular function (GO): hydrolase activity
Source: RefSeq, a predicted model, not a curated record